Polypterus senegalus (gray bichir) is the source of this 1043-nucleotide messenger RNA. It is a transcript of the gene apom, whose product is annotated as apolipoprotein M. Gene Ontology annotation, molecular function: phospholipid binding; lipid carrier activity. Lineage: Eukaryota; Metazoa; Chordata; Cladistia; Polypteriformes; Polypteridae. The transcript is spliced from 7 exons. Gene Ontology annotation, cellular component: low-density lipoprotein particle; very-low-density lipoprotein particle; high-density lipoprotein particle. Bases 157 to 726 code for a protein of 189 amino acids. Gene Ontology annotation, biological process: cholesterol efflux; high-density lipoprotein particle clearance; high-density lipoprotein particle remodeling. The record is from RefSeq and is a predicted model, not a curated record.
ACAUGAAAGGAUUAAAUGACUGGAUUCUCACUUAGUUACGAGUGUCUACAGUUUUCACAAGUAACAACAGUGGGUUUAUUGUAGAAUAUCUAAAAUAAUACAAAACUUUAAGCUUCUAUAGCCAGUAUUUGGAAUUAAAAAACAAGUUAAAGCACAAUGUACAAAAGUGCUUGGUUUUUUUUGGUUUAUCUAUACGGACUAGUGGUACAAAUAAUUUGGAAUUGUGAAGAACCUUUGAAAAUAUCUGCUGGAAGCCUCAAUCGCAUAGAGUAUUUUGGGACAUGGUAUUUUAUUGCAGCUGCUGGGAAAGAAGAAUCCCAUCUCCAUACCUUCAAACAUGUAGAUAAUAUCAUUUUUGAUCUUCAAGGAGCAGAAAUUCCAGAAAGACUGGUCCUUCGUGGAGCAUUGCAAGUGAGUGGACAUGGAUGCGUAGAUAAAAAGUGGAUUUACUUCAUACACAGGCACCAAGAUGGCUUGGACCUGCAAGGACGCCCUGAGAGGAAGACAUUCCUUUAUCAAUCGGAUACUAAGAACAGUAUCAUUUUACAGGAAAUCGAAGAAAUGGGAGAUCAUCCAUUUAACAGAAUUAUGCUCUAUGCCCGCUCCAGAAAUGUAACAUCUGAUCAUGUUCAGGAUUUCCAAGAAAAAGCAUCUUGCAUGGGAUUAAAGGUGUUCCUCUUAAUGCCACAAGAAGAAGAAUAUUGUAUUAUUAAAGAACUCAAUUAGUAAAGGUUUUUUCACCACUCUGACAAGUCAAAUAAAAAUGCAUAUUUAUGAGCUGUUCUUGAUGAAGUCUGCUUAGUUAUUUAUUGCAUGGUGCAAUGGCCGGUGUUGAGACUAAGGAGAACUGCAGACAGUAAAAAGGAGUCUUCCUGCAAUCAUGAAACAAAUUGAAUUAUAAUAAAUCUAUUGACUGGUUCAUAAACAUGUUUGACUAUGCAAUGUGUAAAGGAUUGUUUUAAGUACAAUAUAUGAAAAUGUAGUAAAUAUUACCCUUACAGUAUGUUCAACUGCAAUAAAGUCAUGUACUUCAAUGAAGGAUA